Molecule: messenger RNA, 3941 nt
Organism: Trichechus manatus latirostris (Florida manatee)
Lineage: Eukaryota; Metazoa; Chordata; Mammalia; Sirenia; Trichechidae
Gene: ISCA1
Product: iron-sulfur cluster assembly 1
Exons: 5
Coding region: 82-411 (109 amino acids)
Biological process (GO): iron-sulfur cluster assembly
Cellular component (GO): cytoplasm; mitochondrion
Molecular function (GO): 2 iron, 2 sulfur cluster binding
Source: RefSeq, a predicted model, not a curated record
UGUGGCGUCAGUGCGCGCGCCGUGUCCAUGGAGAGAGGUUGAGCAGUCGGAGCUCCGGCCGGAGCCACCGGGGCGGUGAAGAUGUCAGCUUCCUUAGUUCGAGCCACAGUCCGGGCUGUGAGCAAGAGGAAGCUGCAGCCCACCCGGGCUGCCCUCACCCUGACACCUUCAGCAGUCCACAAAAUAAAACAACUUCUUAAAGAUAAGCCUGAACAUGUAGGUGUGAAAGUUGGUGUUCGAACCAGGGGUUGCAAUGGCCUUUCUUAUACUUUAGAAUAUACAAAGACAAAAGGAGAUUCUGAUGAAGAAGUUGUUCAAGAUGGGGUCAGAGUGUUCAUCGAAAAGAAAGCACAGCUAACACUUUUAGGAACAGAAAUGGACUAUGUAGAAGACAAAUUAUCCAAACUAUGAAGCAGUGGUUUACACUAGCAGGUAAGACCUAGCAACCCAGAGUUAGUGUUUUGGAAUGUAUAGGUUAUUGUGAAGCAGAACAUGGGGUCUUUUCUGAAAAUUCCCGAUGUGCUUACACUUCCUGCAUCUUAAAUCCAGUUGCAAAAUUUUAAACCUAAUAUUUUAUCCUAGCAUUUUUAUCACCAACUUUUCUUUAAUAGUGUUCAUUUUGUCAUUUAGUUAUUGAUUUUCCCAGGUUUGACAUAGAAAAAUAUUCUGUGAGUUGGCAUAUAUGCUUUUUUUGAAAGCUGAUUCUCCUGAACUGAAGUAGUGCUGUUAACCUUUAUGUUUGCCAUUGUUCACUAUAAGUACCUGGCACGAACGCAUCAAACCUAGAGCUUAUGUCGGUGCUCAUGAGUUUGUAUCGUUAACAUAAUUGUUGAUCCACUUAUAAUUUGUGCAGUACUAUAUUAUGUAGAAAUUCAGUUGUCAAUAAAAAAUGUGGUCUCUUUGUGAUCAUAAAAUUGCUUUUUCUUGUUGAGGGAGAAGGGUUUGAGGUAGCUAUCUAGUCGACUCUGACUCAUGGCAAUACUGUGUGUGCCAGAGUAGAACUGUGCUCCGUAGGGUUUUCAGUGGCUGAUUUUUCAGAUGUAGAUCACCAGGCCUUUCUUCCAAGGCACCUCUGGGUGGAUUCUAACCUCCAGCCUUUCAGUUAGUAGCUGAGCACUUAACCUUUUGCGCCACCCGGAGACUCCUGCUAGCAGAUCUAAAACCGUUACCAUUGAGUUGAUUGUGACUCACAGCAACCCUAUAGGACAGAGCACAACUGCCCCAUAGGAUUUCCAGGCUGUUAAUCUUUACAGGAACAGAUUGCCACAUCUUUCUCCCAUGGAGCAACUGGUGGGUUCGAACCACCAACCUUUUGGUUAAUUGCUGUAUUUUUCUAGCCCAUCUUCCACCCAGUUCUGUUGCAUCCAGAGUUUUUUAGUUGCUGCCUUCUUCAUGCAACCCUUGGAGAGAACAAUUUCAAAUGCCAUCAUCUUCAGAGUUCCCUCCUUUCUCAUUAGCCUUUCCUUCCCUCCUUGUGAUCAUCCACUCCAUCUAGGCUGCUUCCUCCAGCCUCCUGCACAGCUUUCUUCCUCAUUCUCGUGUCAUGGUCCUUUGUCUGGACUGCUCCCCCCGCCAUCACCCGCCAGGCCCAGCUUUACAAAGCUUACCUCCAGAAAGGCCUCUGUAGUUCACUUCAAACACAUUAGUAAGCACCUACUCUGCACCAGCCCUGGGGCUUCACAGGUCAUCGUCCCUGACCUCAAAGAUCUGACUGAGAUGGCAGCAGAUGAGACACACAGAUGGAGAGUAUCAAUGUGGUUAGUGGGUUUAAUAGCCUAUGUUGCAUACUUUUUCUAUGCUAGGAACUGUUCUAAGUAACAGUCUUCACAGCAAUCCCAUCAGGUUGGUCUGACUACUGUCUUUUCAUAGGCAAGAACACUGAGGCACAGGCUGGGUAAAUAUUUUGCCGAAGUUAACACAGUAAAUGGCCAAGUUCACAUUCCUUCCCAUGCUUGUCAGUUGUGCACAUCGUGAGAACUGAGGCUGGUGUGCACAGAGCAGGUGCUGCUUUUAAAAAGUCACCAGAGGUUAUGACACCUGAGCGCAGUGUCAAAAGAUGUAAGGUUUAGGGGAGAGGGAAGACAACCUACAGAGGUUUGAGACGAGACAGUGUAUGUGGGAGAUGAAACUCUCAGAGACAAAGGUAAGGGGCAGCAGAUAAAGUCGAUGGAGAAGGAAGAAGACCUGAUUCAGUUCUGUCUAUAGGUUCUGUCAGUGGUGGGGAGCCACUGGCGGUUCUUACAAGGGAGUCCCCAGAAAACAAUUACAUUUGGAUUCACUAACUUGAAUGCACUGUAGGGUGUGGAGUAGCUGGGAUAAUAAGGAGGACUGCAGCAAAUGAUUGCAGACCCUCAAACAGGCCGUGAGGAGGGAAACUGUGAGGUAGGGUUAGGAGGUGAACAGACUGGCUCGACAGGACUGUUUUACAGCUUUGGCUAAUCAUGCCAUAGCAGUACUUAAACGUGGUGGUUUUUUGGUUUUGUCUCCACAACAGUGAACAGUUCUGAAGGGCAGGAUUUAGACUGCUUCUUCGGUGCUGUCUUAGCACUGGGCACUUCGUGAUGGUUAUAAUGGUUUCUACUAGGGCCAUAUCAGAGCUAUAUUGUGCAAGCUGUAGCCAUAACCAGGAAGGUUCGAUCGAUUCUGCGUCAUAUUCCUUUAUCCAAGCUCUACUCACAGACCACGGGUUCCUGCGCAAGGUCAUCGGAUAGUGCCGUGUGUGUCAUGGAGUCAGUCACCUGCCUCUGGAAGGAGCCACCUGGAGAGGCAGAUCUGCUUGUUCAUACGAUCUGUUUAGAAGAUCAGCAUGCUAAAUUGAAUGGCUUUAGCCACUGGAUGGUUACAAGUACACCUUGGAGAAUUUCAGUAGACGGGCCUGCUGUGCUUCAAGUGACAGCACCUCCUAGCCCUUCUGCCAUAACUAGUGAGAAUGAAAUUGUCCUCAAAGAGGAAGUAGGGGCUGGAGUUGGAAAAUGGCUUACAAGAUCAAAUGUCACUUCAAGAUCUCCAGUACUUCCUAGGUUUCAUUCAGCGGAAAUACUUCAGAAAAUAGCCUUGCUUGUCAUGUUUUCAUACCUGAGAGAUCAGGAAAUAACAAAACCCUGUGAUGUUGAGCUGCCUAGUAAUUCCUACACCAUGUAACAGCUGCAAGGGCCUUCCUGGUCUCCAAAUUCUUUCACUCUUCUUGGCUCAUUUAAGCCUCAGGGCAGAUGUGACAUGGGCUACACUGAUGCUGAGAUAGAUAGGUUGUGGGGUGCUGGAGUGCAGAGGUGUAGGUUUGGGGGUGAGGCAUAUUUGGAUUGGAAUCAUGCCGCUGUCAUUUUGUAGCCUUGUGGCCUCAGGUAAUUUCUCUGAGCCCGUUUCCCCUCCUAUAGAACAGCCUCAGAAUUUUGGGAAGUUUGAUGAGCUAACGACACACAAACAGCAUGCAGUUAAGAGUAAUCACUCAAUACAUUGUAGUUCUAGUCCCUUUUACUAGUUUCCCUGCAGCAAAAGGGCUAAUGUGCUAAUGGAUUUAUUUUUAUUGUGAUAAAAUAUAUGUAAUAAAACAUUUGCCAUUUUAACCAUUUUUAAGUGUACAAUUCAGUGACAUUAUAUUCACCAUGUUGUACAACCAUCACCUCUAUCCAUUUGCAAAUUUUCACAUCACCUUAACAGAAACACAGUGUCCCUUAAGCAAUAAGUCCGCAUUUUUCCCUACCCCAGCCCCUGGUAACCAUUAAUAAGCUUUGAUCUCUAUGCAUUUGCCUAUUUUAGAUAUAAGGAGGAUCAUACAGUAUUUGUGCUUUUGUGUCUGGCUUGUUUCACUCAACAUGUUUUCAGGAUUCACCCAUGGUGUAGCAUGUACCAGAACUUCAUUUUUUAAUGACUCAAUAAUAUUUCAUUGUUAGGUAUAUACCACAUUUUGUUUAUCCAUCUGUUGAUGAACACUUGAGUUGUUU